Messenger RNA from Tuber melanosporum (Perigord truffle), 750 nucleotides. RefSeq lists its product as uncharacterized. The coding region runs from base 45 to 680 and encodes 211 amino acids. The transcript is spliced from 3 exons. Gene Ontology annotation, cellular component: GINS complex; nucleus. The record is from RefSeq and is a predicted model, not a curated record. Gene Ontology annotation, biological process: DNA replication; double-strand break repair via break-induced replication. NCBI's taxonomy places the organism in Eukaryota, Fungi, Ascomycota, Pezizomycetes, Pezizales, Tuberaceae.
GAUACCUACCUACAUCUCUUAGCUCGUUACGGAUCGUUAUAAUAAUGAACAACAAUAACCAUUCAGCCAGCGGACCAUUAACGCCGGCGGAAGUAGCUUUUCUCUGCGAAGCUCAAUCGGUAACUAUUAUCCCCCGGCAACGUCUUGACGGGCUCGACCUCAUCGGUGGGUACAUUCCUCCCUUUCACCCUCCUCAACGCACCACAAUCCCCCUUUGGCUCGCCCUCCUCCUAAAGCGCCAACGUCGUUGCAACAUCGUUCCACCCCCCUGGCUCUCAGCCCCGAACAUCGAACGGAUCCUCAAGACCGAGACCGAAAACCAAAAUCUCUUCUGCCCCGACCUCCCCUACCGCUGGCUCGAAACUGCCGAACUCCUUCUGGAGGGCUGCCCCGACGACCUCGGCGGUGAUGACGGCGAGCUGCGCGUGCUCCUGAGGGGUUUGAGAGAGGUGAGGCAGGGAAAGGUUAGGGAGGGAUUGGGAAAGUUGGAGGCGACGUAUUUGCAGAUGAAUAACUUGGGGCUGCUUGAGAUUACGGAGGUGCGCGGUUUUGCGAAGGGCGUUGUGGACGGGCUUAGGAAGAUUGGGGCGAGUACAGGGGUGGGACUAGUGUUGGGAUGGAUGAUGAUGAUUUCUAGAUGGGGGUGGUGUUUUAUAUCUAUGGUAUUCUGGACUGGGUAGGCGUUUUUUAAUUUUUCAACGCAAGUACUGUACAUACUACCAUUUUUUUGUAUCCAUUUGCGUGAAACUC